Molecule: messenger RNA, 4304 nt
Organism: Pieris napi
Lineage: Eukaryota; Metazoa; Arthropoda; Insecta; Lepidoptera; Pieridae
Gene: whd
Product: carnitine O-palmitoyltransferase 1, liver isoform
Exons: 17
Coding region: 363-2681 (772 amino acids)
Biological process (GO): carnitine metabolic process; fatty acid metabolic process
Cellular component (GO): mitochondrion
Molecular function (GO): carnitine O-palmitoyltransferase activity
Source: RefSeq, a predicted model, not a curated record
UCAACUUAAUAAUUCGUAAUACGGUAUUGUGUACGUAGUAUUGAUAUUUAGUAUUAUAUUGGUCUGUAUAAGUUGUGGUACUGUGCAUUUCUUCACUAAACGUAUUGCAGUUUUUUUUCCGAAUUAGAUACAGUUACAGUGGCUGUCGUUAUCUUCAUCUUGUAUGACUGUCUAAGAUAUUAGACAUUACCUUAAUAAAUCAUGAUGUAAAAUUUAGAUUUGAAAAUUAAUCGGUAUUUAGAAAUGAGUACUGCAAGUGCUGUCUAGAUCCAAUAUAUAAUAGGAGUAGGUAGUGAAAGUGUAAUAUUUUCGGCUUAUAAUAACUCGUCUAUUUUUAAUUUCUUCCGGAUUAAUAAUUUAAUAUGGCUGAAGCACAUUCAGCUGUAGCAUUUUCUUUUGCUAUUACCCAUGAUGGUUUAGAUGUUAACUUUGACCGUGAAGUUCUCUAUCUAGUAUGGGAGUCUGGCUUACGCUCCUGGAAGAAACGACUAGCUCGCUUCCGAAACAGCAUUCACAAUGGUGUAUACCCAGGACACUUACAGUCGUUAUAUGUGCUAUGGACACUGCUUGUGGCUGCACACUUUGGUGGAUUUAAUAUUCCAUUUGAUCUAGUACAAAAAGCUUUGUCAAUCUUACCAGGGGAUUCUACAAUGUGGCAAGUAAUUGCUUGUCUAUUAGCAGCUCUUACAAUGUGGCUUACUGUCAUCUUUAUGAUGAGGUACAUCCUAAAGCUGCUUUUAAUGUACAAGGGAUGGAUGUACGAGUCCCGUGCCCCUGGCUCAAGAAUAUCUGUUAAGACAAUGAUCUGGGUGAGCGUAGUAAAAGUGCUGUCUGGUUGGAACAAGCCACGCCUUUAUAGUUUUCAAGGAUCACUUCCACGACUGCCUUUACCAUCUGUUCAAGAUACAAUGAAUAGGUAUCUACUGAGUGUACGGCCACUUCUCGACGAUGAAAACUAUAAAAGAGUGGAGCUUCUUUCAAAGGAUUUCGAAGAAACAAUUGCUGUUAAACUUCAGAGAUAUUUAGUGCUGAAGUCCUGGUGGUCCAGCAACUAUGUAUCAGACUGGUGGGAGGAGUAUGUUUACCUGCGAGGUCGCUCACCUCUCAUGGUCAACUCAAACUUCUAUGGAACUGAUACAUUAAUGCGUCCCACUUCCAUUCAGGCGGCCAGAGCUGGAACAAUUAUUCACUUCGUUCUUAAGUUCCGCAGGCUUAUUGAGAGACAAGAAUUGGAACCGAUAAUGCUCCAGAACAUGGUUCCCUUAUGUUCCUGGCAGUACGAAAGACUAUUUAACACAGUACGUGUCCCAGGGAUAGAGACUGAUAAAUUAGUUCACUACCAGGACUCCGCGCAUAUCACCAUUUACCACAAAGGGAAGUACUUCAAAGUUGUCGUAUACUCAAGGGGUAGAUUGCUCAAUCCAGCAGAAAUUCAAAUUCAAAUCCAACAUAUAUUAGAGGAUAAAACGGAGCCAUGUAUCGGUGAAGAGCGGGUAGCAGCCUUAACCGCUGGUGAGCGUUCCCACUGGGCUCAUAUCCGACAGACAAACUUCAAUCGUGGCCAUAACCGGACCUCUCUGCAUUGUAUUGAACGAGCUGCUUUUAAUGUUUGCUUAGAUGACAAGGAAUAUGGAUUCAACGAAGACGACCCUUCAACAUUGGAUGACUAUGGCCACACGUUAUUACACGGAAAAGGCCACGACCGUUGGUUCGACAAGUCCUUCAAUCUUUGCUUCAGUACUAGUGGAGCGGUCGGUUUCAAUACUGAGCAUACUUGGGCGGAUGCGCCGGUCAUGGGUCACCUUUGGGAGUACGUUAUACUAACUGAGCUCACAUAUGGAUAUUUACAAGAUGGUAACGCACGUGGUACAGUCGAGGCACCACCGCCUACCCCUGUACGCUUACAAUGGGAUCUUAAUAAUGAAGAAUUGCUUCAAAACAUAGAUAUAUCGUACAACGUAGCCCAGAAGUUACUCAAUGAUGUCGACCUUAAGAUACUACACUUCACUAAAUACGGAAAAGGUUUCAUGAAAGGCCUCCGAGUGUCCCCGGACGCUUUCAUACAAAUGGUGCUGCAAUUGGCUUAUCACCGUGACGCCGGCCAUUUUUGUUUGACAUACGAAGCUUCCAUGACUCGCUUGUUUCGUGAGGGACGCACUGAAACGGUCAGGUCGUGUACUAUUGAGAGCUGCAAAUGGGUGAAGUCAAUGGAAGAUCCCAAGGCUUCGGUCACAGAACGGCUGGAGUUGUUCUUGGCAGCGAGUGAGAGGCACAAAAUUGGAUGUCAGGAUGCGAUGACAGGCCGCGGCAUCGACCGUCAUUUGUUCUGUCUCUACGUUGUCUCGAAGUACUUGGAAUUGGACUCGCCGUUCCUGCAAGAAGUGUUUAAUGAACCGUGGAGGCUCUCUACCAGUCAGACACCUUAUGGUCAAACAAGCCUUUUGGACCUAAAGAAGUACCCCAAGUGUGUAGGCGCAGGUGGUGGUUUCGGCCCAGUAGCUGAUGACGGAUAUGGUGUCUCCUACAUCAUUGUAGGCGAAGACAUGCUUUUCUUCCACGUGUCCAGCAAAAAGAGCUGCCCUGUUACGAGCUCCAGCAACUUCGUGACACAAAUUGAGAGAUCACUCGUCGAUGUCCAAGAAUUGUUCUACGAGUACCAGAAAAUAAAAAAGGUUAAGUAAAAUAUAUAUACGGAAUUUUAACACAAAACGCCUAGUUUAUAUCAGAUUUUUCCUAAUAAUCAGCGCAACAUAUCAAUGCAAAUUUGCUUUAAGGUGACAUUGUUUUAGUGUAUGUCACACAUAAAAUUACGUGGAAUUGUAUAAAAUAUAUUUUUUGAUACACGGAUACACUUGUUACGGAAAGAUUUUUACAUACAGUUUAUAAAAGAACCUAUAUAUGGGAAUUCAUAUUGUCCACGCUCUAAGAAUAUUCUGCACUGGAGUUGAGCAUUUAUAUUAUUGGGUUUAUUAGGGAUGUCCCAUAUAAUUUAGAUCAAUUUUAUAUUUUUAAUAGUAAAUGGGUAUCGAGACCGUCCGAUUAAUUUUGCAUAAUAAUUUAUUUGUCAUGUAUAAACUUUGCUGUGAAGCAAAAAAUUAUUAUGAAUUGUUUUAUUAUUUUAAGUAAGCAUCGCCGUGGAUAUAUCAGAUAUAUUGGGUUUGAUAUACUGAAGGCCCAAUUAAGAGACGGGACCUAAAUGAUAUUAAUCAACUUUUUUCUAUUAUAUUUAUACAAUUAUUUUAUUAUAUAUAAAUCCUUUUCAUAUCUGUAAUAUCAACAUAUAUAUAAUAUACAUAAAAAUAAAGAAUUCAGCUGUCUCUUUCUCUCACAAUUUGACAGGGAGACGAAAAGUUGAGGAAUAUUGUUUAUGAAUAAGGGCGAUACGUUAAGUAAUGUAAUUUGAAAUGGUUCUAUGUAACAUUGAUGAGCGUAAAAUAUUUUUGGAUCAAUUUUUCUCUGUAUUUCUAACGGUUUCCAAAAACAGGGUACCUACCUACCUAUAGAUAAUAGAGGUGUAUACUAAUUUGAAAAUACAUCGACAAUUUACGCCAUCCAUCUUAAAAAUAACGGUGUCAUUAAUAAAAUAUGAUGCAUUUCAGAAUGUAAAACGUAAGACGGAACGUUGCGUUUUGUGAUUGGUCAAACGUGCGCGAUACUGUUGACACAGAACUUCUAAGUUUGACAGCGUUACAUAUAAAUUUAAUUAGCAUUUCUGACUUUUGUUUUGCCGUUAAAUUUGGUUUCAAUUAGACGAAAGCUAAAAGUAGCUAUUAUAAGUUUUAUGCAUAAAUUUUUUGGCUUAUAAACCUUUUAUUGAAAUGCUGCCGACUAUUUUAUGAAUAAACCUGUAACAAUAUAUAAAAAUGUUAACAUUAUUACAAGUUUAUAUUAUGGUGUUAGGUUAAGUAAAUGGUAAAGGUUUUAAAAAUUAGACUUAAGAAAAUCAAUUUGAUUAUAUAUAACUUUUAUAAAAGAUAUACUCAGUAUAACCUACCAUGAAAAUCUGGGAAAUAGGGAAAUGGAACAAAAUUUUUGAUAAAAUAUUUUAUGGUACAAAUUUUUAGAACAAUGGUAAUUAAAAUAUUAAAUAAUUUAAAGAUUUUUAUAAAUAGAAUGUUUUUUUCCUGAAUUCUAAUUAUAUUUGUGUGUUUAAUUUGAUUUAAUUAAGUUAUCAAUAUUUGUACUAAUUACUGUAUAUGAAUGUUUAAAUUGUCAGGAAUAUUAAAAGUAUCAUGGAUGAUAUUUAAUUACUAUUAUCUUUAUUUGUAGUUUAUUGAAAUGAUUAAAUUAGUAUUGAUUUUAAA